Molecule: messenger RNA, 1002 nt
Organism: Capsella rubella
Lineage: Eukaryota; Viridiplantae; Streptophyta; Magnoliopsida; Brassicales; Brassicaceae
Product: ethylene-responsive transcription factor RAP2-3
Exons: 2
Coding region: 55-735 (226 amino acids)
Biological process (GO): regulation of DNA-templated transcription; ethylene-activated signaling pathway
Molecular function (GO): DNA binding; DNA-binding transcription factor activity
Source: RefSeq, a predicted model, not a curated record
UAGUAGCAACAAAAAGCUCCUCUACCUUGAAACCCAUCAACAAAAACAGAGAAAAUGUGUGGCGGUGCUAUUAUUUCCGAUUUUGCCCCUCUCGUCACCAAGGCCAAGGGUCGUAAACUCACGGCGGAGGAACUCUGGUCUGAACUCGAUGUUUCCGCCGGUGACAACUUUUGGGGUUUCGAUUCCACCUCCAACCUUCAUCCCACCAACCAAGGUAACGUGAAAGAGGAGGCGGCGGGGAAGAAGAAGGAGCCGGAGACGGAGAAGCGGAGGAAGAGGAAGAACGUUUACAGAGGGAUAAGGAAGCGUCCAUGGGGUAAAUGGGCUGCGGAGAUUCGAGAUCCACGAAAAGGUGUCAGAGUCUGGCUUGGGACGUUUAACACGGCGGAGGAAGCUGCCGUGGCUUAUGACGUAGCGGCGAAGCGGAUCCGUGGUGAUAAAGCCAAGCUCAACUUCCCAGAUCUGACUCAUCAUCCUCCGGCGAAGAAGCUCUGCGUGAGCGAGUUAGCUCAGCCGGUGGAGUGCAUUGGGUUUGGAGACGGGGACGAGUUUCAGAACCAGAGUUACGGGUUUGAACAUGAUUACUACGAUCUGAAACAGCAGAUAUCGAGCUUGGAGUCGUUCCUUGAGCUGGACGGUACCACGGCGGAGGAGGAGGAGCCGAGUCGACUCGAUGAUACCGUUUCCGAGGUGGAUAUGUGGAUGCUUGAUGAUGUCAUCGCGUCGUAUGAAUGAAUGAAUUUAAGAUAUAUAUAUAUAUAUAUAUAUAUAUAUAUCGAAUAAAGAUUGUAUAAUAUCGCCGUUACUUGUUUACGGAUUUUACCGUUACAUUACAUUGCAACUGCUGAUGACGAUGAUGUGUGACUCAAAUCGUGCGUUAUUGUAUUUACGGUUUGUUUGUGGUAUUUUGUUAUUUGAGUUUCUAUUAUGGGAAACUUUGCAUGUGUAAAUAUAAGAUUUGUAAUAUAUAAUAAGAACUUUUAUAACUCUAUGUAUUUUGCG